AUGGAGGACGAGGCGGUACUGGAUAGAGGGGCUUCCUUCCUUAAACAUGUAUGUGAUGAAGAAGAAGUGGAAGGUCAUCACACUAUUUACAUCGGGGUCCAUGUGCCGAAGAGCUAUAGGAGAAGGAGGCGUCACAGAAGAAGACCUGGACACAAAGAAAAGAAGGAAAAGGAGAAAAUCUCUGAGAACUACUCCGACAAAUCAGAUGUAGAAAACGCUGAUGAGACAAGCAGCAGCAUCCUUAAGCCGCUCAUCUCCCCCGCUGCCGAACGCAUCCGCUUCAUCCUCGGAGAGGAAGAUGACAGCCCGGCGCCCCCGCAGCUCUUCACGGAGCUGGAUGAACUUCUGGCUGUCGACGGACAAGAGAUGGAAUGGAAGGAGACUGCAAGGUGGAUCAAGUUUGAGGAGAAGGUAGAACAAGGUGGGGAGCGAUGGAGCAAACCUCACGUGGCCACCUUGUCCCUGCACAGCUUGUUUGAGUUAAGGACGUGUAUAGAGAAAGGCUCGAUAAUGCUGGAUAUGGAAGCCUCUUCUCUCCCGCAGGUGGUGGAAAUGAUCGUUGACAAUCAGAUCGAGACGGGGCUUUUGAAAUCAGAACUGAAGGACAAAGUCACCUACACGCUGCUCAGGAAGCACCGGCACCAGACCAAGAAAUCCAACCUGCGCUCUCUGGCUGACAUUGGAAAGACCGUCUCCAGUGCAAGUAGGAUGUUUACCAACCCCGAUAAUGGCAGCCCAGCCAUGGCUCACAGAAACCUGACUUCCACCAGUCUGAACGACAUCUCUGACAAGCCUGAGAAAGACCAGCUGAAGAAUAAAUUCAUGAAGAAAUUGCCCCGUGAUGCUGAGGCCUCCAACGUGCUGGUGGGGGAGGUAGACUUCCUGGAGAGUCCCUUCAUUGCCUUCGUCCGGCUGCAGCAGGCGGUCAUGUUGGGUGCUCUGACUGAAGUCCCCGUACCCACCCGAUUUCUCUUCAUUCUGCUGGGACCGAAGGGCAAAGCGAAGUCCUAUCAUGAGAUCGGCCGAGCCAUCGCCACUCUGAUGUCGGAUGAGGUGUUCCACGACAUUGCCUAUAAAGCCAAGGACCGGCAGGACCUGAUCGCUGGCAUUGAUGAGUUUCUGGAUGAAGUCAUUGUGCUCCCCCCUGGGGAAUGGGAUCCAGCCAUUAGGAUAGAGCCCCCCAAGUCCCUUCCUUCUUCAGAUAAAAGGAAAAACAUGUACUCGGGUGGAGAAAACCUACAGAUGAAUGGAGACACGCCUCAUGACGGAGGACACGGCGGCGGGGGCCACGGGGACUGUGAGGAGCUGCAGCGGACUGGCAGAUUCUGUGGUGGCUUAAUCAAAGACAUAAAGAGGAAAGCACCGUUCUUCGCCAGCGACUUCUACGAUGCUUUAAAUAUUCAAGCCCUUUCAGCCAUUCUUUUCAUCUACCUGGCCACAGUGACCAACGCUAUCACUUUUGGAGGAUUGCUUGGUGACGCUACGGAAAACAUGCAGGGCGUGUUGGAGAGCUUUCUGGGCACAGCAGUCACCGGCGCGAUAUUUUGCCUUUUUGCUGGUCAGCCACUCACAAUUUUGAGCAGCACGGGACCUGUUCUUGUCUUUGAACGUCUUCUCUUUAAUUUCAGCAAAGACAAUGAUUUUGACUACUUGGAGUUGCGUCUCUGGAUCGGCCUUUGGUCAGCCUUCCAGUGUCUCAUUCUCGUCGCUACCGAUGCCAGCUUCCUGGUGAAGUACUUCACCCGCUUCACCGAAGAAGGUUUUUCCUCCCUCAUUAGCUUCAUCUUCAUUUACGAUGCUUUCAAGAAGAUGAUCAAGCUGGCAGAUCAUUACCCGAUCAACUCGGAGUUCAAGGUGGACUAUAUCACGCAUUACUCUUGUGCCUGUGAACCAUUAGAUCCAGUUAAUAGCUCGUUAUUUAACAGGACAACGGUGCCGUCAGCUGAUGAGCUGCUCUAUUCCUCUACUGAGAUGUACAACACCACCAUUGACUGGUCAUCUCUGACAACGAAGGAGUGCUUGAAAUACGGAGGACAACUUGUGGGCAACAACUGUGAAUAUGUCCCUGACAUCACCCUCAUGUCUUUCAUCCUCUUUUUUGGCACUUACACCUGCUCCAUGGCCCUGAAGAAAUUCAAGACCAGUCGCUAUUUUCCAACCACUGCCCGGAAGCUGAUCAGCGACUUUGCCAUUAUCUUGUCCAUUUUGAUUUUCUGUGGAAUAGAUGCCCUGGUAGGUGUGGACACACCAAAACUAAUUGUGCCAAGUGAAUUCAAGCCAACCAGUCCCGCGAGGGGUUGGUUUAUCCCACCUUUUGGAGGGAACCCGUGGUGGGUGUACCUGGCAGCAGCCAUCCCUGCACUGCUGGUGACUAUCCUCAUCUUCAUGGACCAGCAAAUCACAGCCGUCAUCGUCAACAGGAAGGAGCACAAGCUCAAGAAAGGUGCUGGAUAUCACCUGGAUUUGUUCUGGGUGGCCAUUCUGAUGAUCAUAUGCUCCUUUAUGGGUCUGCCCUGGUAUGUUGCUGCUACCGUGAUCUCCAUUGCUCAUAUUGACAGCUUGAAGAUGGAGACGGAAACUUCAGCCCCUGGAGAACAGCCCAAGUUUUUGGGAGUGAGGGAGCAGAGAGUCACUGGAGUCAUUGUUUUCAUUCUGACUGGUGUGUCUGUCUUUAUGGCUCCCAUCCUAAAGUUCAUUCCCAUGCCUGUGCUCUACGGCGUCUUCCUCUACAUGGGUGUCGCUUCCCUCAAUGGCGUGCAGUUCAUGGAUCGUCUGAAGCUGCUCUUGAUGCCUCUAAAACACCAGCCUGACUUCAUCUACCUGCGCCACGUCCCGCUGCGCAGGGUCCAUCUCUUCACCUUCCUGCAGGUGGUGUGCCUGGCCCUCCUCUGGAUCCUCAAGUCGACCGUGGCUGCUAUCAUAUUCCCUGUCAUGAUCCUGGCACUUGUAGCAGUCAGAAAAGCCAUGGACUACCUCUUCUCUCAGCAUGACUUAAGCUUUCUUGAUGACAUCAUUCCAGAAAAGGACAAGAAAAAGAAAGAGGACGAGAAGAAGAAGAAAAAGAAGAAGGGCAGUAUGGACAGUGACAAUGAUGACGAGAAAAAUCACCAACAUUCCUUGAACGCCAUACGUCGUGCUGAUACGAUUCCUUUCCUUCAGUCACACGCCAUGCCAAGCCCUCCACGAACUCCAGUAAAAGUUGUGCCUCAAAUUAGAAUAGAACUUGAGCCUGAAGACAAUGGUUAUUUCUGGAGGAGCAAGGGAACAGAAACUACUUUGUAAUUUGUCUGUCUGUUAAAUCUUUUACGGAAUUUAUUUUGUCACUAGCCAAAUAUUAAAAUGCUCUCUGCUCCCCGCCUGCAUAGGUAAAUGAGACAUCCCGCGCUGCCCCUGCAGAUCUCUGCUCCCUCCUCGCCCCAUUUUCCCAUGCCGACCAAGACUCGUUUCGCCUUCUCUGGCGCUUCGAGAUGCACGCGUCUCUCAUUUGCAAGCAGAGGGCAGAAGUAUUAAGGAUAUCGUCCCACCCCUGUGGGAGAUGGCAGAGGAGCUGGCAUUACUGUAGUUGCGAAUCGG
Gavia stellata (red-throated loon) is the source of this 3573-nucleotide messenger RNA. RefSeq names its product solute carrier family 4 member 4 (gene SLC4A4). Gene Ontology annotation, cellular component: basolateral plasma membrane; plasma membrane. The record is from RefSeq and is a predicted model, not a curated record. The transcript has 24 exons. Gene Ontology annotation, biological process: transmembrane transport; bicarbonate transport; monoatomic anion transport. Lineage: Eukaryota; Metazoa; Chordata; Aves; Gaviiformes; Gaviidae. Gene Ontology annotation, molecular function: monoatomic anion transmembrane transporter activity; sodium:bicarbonate symporter activity; solute:inorganic anion antiporter activity. The coding region runs from base 1 to 3282 and encodes 1093 amino acids.